AUGAACCUUAUUGAUGGUCAACUCGAAAUUAAAAUGAGUCCAGUCAGCUUUCAAACCGAUGCCCAAAAAAGAAGCCGCAAUCAUGAAGCUAAUGGGGCAGAAUAUGGUAGCAGUCAGGCAUGUUUUUCACUGCCUACUGGGGACGUGCUGGGUCCUGAUGGCUGUGCCAUUCUCCACUCCAGGUGGAAUACGUUAUCCGAUGAACAAAAGGAACAAACGUUUCCACCAAUCGCACCGAAUUACAUUGUGGAAUUGCGUUCACGGAGUGAUUCUCCCCAGCAAGUCCAUAGGAAAAUGAAGCGGUGGAUGGAAGGUGGUGUUGAUGAAGGGGGUAUCGAUCGAUCCUUAUGA
Paraglomus occultum is the source of this 351-nucleotide messenger RNA. The record is from the annotation of a GenBank genome assembly. NCBI's taxonomy places the organism in Eukaryota, Fungi, Glomeromycota, Glomeromycetes, Paraglomerales, Paraglomeraceae.